UUUUUUUUUUUCGCUCUUUCAGGAAGAGACGCAUCAUCGUCAGAGCUUUGACAACAACGAGGGGGGGACAAGUAGCAACAAAACAUCGCGUACCUGUCCGGCAGAGAUUCACUGUUUAUUUUCCCCGCAGGUGGAAUUCAUCUGACAAAGGGCAAACGUGAAUGGAUGGUUCAGUUUAUCCACCUCAACAACUCCUGAAAACCACAAAGCAAAGGCUGUGUUUGAACAGCUCAAAGUCAGCGGCCUUGCUGGAAGGUACUUAGUCACAGAGACAAAUGAAGUGACCAACAGGAUACAAUGUCAUCGUUCCAGGUGGUGGACUCGUCACCGGGCAGCAGCGUCAGUGUCAUGGAGACGUCUAACUUUGCCCACGUCAUCUUCCAGAAUGUUGGGAAGAGUUUCCUGCCCCAGGCACCCCUGGAGUGUCACUACACCCUAACCCCAUACAUCGCUCCCCACCCCAAAGACUGGGUGGGCAUCUUCAAGGUGGGUUGGAGCACAGCCAGAGAUUACUACACCUUUCUUUGGUCUCCUAUGCCUGAAAACUACGAACCAGGAAGUACUGUGAACAGGACUGUGGUGUUCCAAGGGUAUUAUGUUCCUAAAUCUGACGGCGAGUUCUACCAGUUUUGUUAUGUCACACAUGCUGGUGACAUUAGAGGAGCCAGCACACCCUUCCAGUUCAGGUCAGCAACACCCACCGAAGAGUUGCUGACUGUUACCGAGGACGACAGCAACUCCGACAUACUGGUCGUCACCACCAAGACCGGCCUGCUAGAGCAUGUGGAGGAGGCGCAGCAGGAGCGCAGGGAGCUGCUGAAGGCCAUGCGUGUCCUCCAGGAGGAGAAGCAGCAGCUGCAGGAGGAGCAGAAAAGACUGGCCAGGGAGCGGGAGCAGGAGAGGGAGACGUGCAGCCUGCUGAGGACACACAACCAGGAGCUGCUGCGCUCAUCGCAGGGCCUGUCAGAGGACAGGGAGGAGGUGAGGAGGAGGCUGACGGAGGCCACGGACCGGGUUCGGCAGCUGGAGGAGGACCUGCUGGGAGUCACCCAGAGAGGCCUGCAAAAGGAGACGGAGCUGGACUGUCUGCGUGACCGACUGAAGAAGCUGACAGCAGAGAGAGACAGCCUGGAGAGCCAGCUGAAGAACGAGAAGGACGAGAGAGAUCUUUACAAGGCCCACCUGCGUAGCACCGAGCUGGAGAACACUAAACUGAGUGCAGAGCUGCAGAUGCUGAAGGCAGUGGAGCUGAACCGGGAGGUGACCAUUGCCCAGUUCCAGGAGGAGCUGGAGAGGCUCAGGGCCUGCGUUGCCCAGCGAGAUAGCUUGGAGAAAGAGCUGCUGGCACACAAGGCUGACAAGGCAGAGCUGGCCCGUGUGCGUGAGCACCUCCGUCAGGCAGAGGAGCAGCUCCAAGCGUCCCGGCAACAGGCCUCGCUGUUGGCCUCGGAGCUCCGCGAUUCAGCCAGCGCCCGCGACCACACAAUGACUGAGCUGUACCGCGCCCGCUUGGAAGCCGACAAGCUUCGUGCAAGUCUGGCUGAUGCUCAGGCCGAGUGCCAACGCAUGGAGAGUCAACUAGACCGCAUGAGGAGCGCCGCACAAAAGGAAGUGGGUGUCGGGACCAGCGGUGAGAUGACACCAAGCAUCUUGGUGGUGUCAGAAGCAGAGGCCGAGCUGCAGAGAGAGGUGGAGGAGCUGAAGCUGCGUCUUCACAUGGCUGCAGAGCACUACAAGGAGAAGUACCGGGAGUGUCAGCGCCUCCGUAGGCAGGUGGCCAAACUAAACACAACAGAGUCACAGGGGGAGCCAAAGAGAAAUGCAUCCACGGAGACAACACUGGAGCCACUGACCCCUAGUCCAGAGUCACCAACAGCAGGGAAUAUAGCCGCUGCAGUCCUACAACAAGCCGAGAUGACAAUCACUCGAGAACUUAAUAACAGGGAAUCCACACAUACUGAUGCGUACGUUGGCACAGAGAAGGAAGAAAGACAGAGAGAGAAAAUGCCAAAGGAGACGGUUGAGGUGGAGGCAAAUCAUGGAGAGGACGGGCAGAAAGAAGACAAAGAGAAAGAGGAGAAGAAGGACAGCCUGCCGGAGGAGAGCCUGAGGAUGACGAGCUGGGUGGAGGUGGAGAACGAGAGGCCGAGCGCCCAAGAUAACGGCGAGGAGAAAACGUCAGGGAAGGAGGGAGUCGGGGAAGUAAGGGAUGUCGUGGAGGAGCAGGUGCUGCUGGGGGUGGAGGGGAGGAGCUUGGGGGAGGCAGAGAAGGAACAGACUCGCUCGGUGGAGGAGGAGCUGGCGAUGAUGGAGGAGAAGUGGAGGGAGCAGUGCGCAAUCAAUGAGACGCUCAAACAGCGACUGGCCGACGAGGAGGAGCGAUUCAGGGUGCAGAUGGCCGAGCGAGCCAGUGAGGUGACGGAGCUGAAACGCAACCUCGCACAGGCCCUUAGAGACAAGGAGCAACUACAGGAGGAGCUGCAGCGUGUGUCCAGGCAGAGGGAGCAGGAAGCCAGUGUUCAGGGGGCUGAGAUGAGGCAGCCAAUGGUGUUGCGCUACCCCAUGCCAUACCCUCAGGACCCCUCUCCUCCACCGCUGGUGCCACAGAGGCCUGCCGAGUUGCAGUAUGGCAAUCCCUACUCCACUGACACCACAAGAGACCGGAUGGAUGUUGCACUGUCUCCCGAGCACAUGUCUCGUCCUCCACCUGAGGCCCCACCAUGUGCCCCUCCCUGUGCACCCCCGAUCACACCCCCAAGUCCUGGCUCCGCAGCACCGGGCUGGGACCAACAAGAGGUGGUCUGCAUACAGCCCUCCCGCAACACGACUCCCCCCGAGGGCCUGGAGCAGCCACCGGAGGAGCCACGAAAUGCUGCCAAUGGGGCUCAGCCAUCGUGUGAUCACCAGUCGAAUAGACAUAGUGAUGCCCGGAGCAGCUUCUGCUUUGACUCCAGGAGUGACGUCCACAAGCGCUGCCCUUUAUGCGAGGUGAUCUUCCCACCUCACUUUGAGCAGCGCAGCUUCGAGCAACACGUGGAGAGCCACUGGAAAAUCUGCCCCGUCUGCUCCGAGCAGUUCCCCCUCAACUGUCAGCAGCAGCUCUUCGAGAGGCACGUCCUCACGCACUUUGACGGCCACGUGCUCAACUUCGAGCAGAUCGAAUGAAGGAUGUAAAAAGGGAGGCCCAAGAAUUCUAUAUGGGUAAAUGUGUUGUCAGCUAUUAGCUCAUUACGAUUGGGGUUUGGUUCAGUUGUCUCGUUAAUAUACAAUCAUUAGCACUUUUUUGCAAUCUUAAUAAAGGUUAGAAAGAAUGUAAUCCACCUUUGAGAGGAGGCAGAGUUUGUCCUUUGGGGGCUACUCCACCAAGGUGUUUAUUAAGUAGGGUAGCUUUCACCUUAAUACACAAUAGGUAAAAGUAUUAUUACCACUCGGGAAUAGUGCCAUGGUCUUUUACUUUUUUGUAUCGUUUUUAUCCUCAUCCUUCUGCUUCAAGGGGCUACAGCACCGUUGGUAGUGCAUGCAUUUAUUCUGUGUUCAUAACAAUUGAAAAACCACUGCAGUUCAAGCUAAAAGAGUGACUUGUAGCAGGAGCUUGAACCAGGGCUCUGGUAUGUUGAUUUCCCCGUUCUAUAACUACCCUAAAUAUUUCUUUACAAUAAGUAGGACUCUCUUGUAAUAAAGCAGCCAAGACAUUUUAAUUUUAAUCUUUUAAUCGUCCACAUGAUGCAAAAUGCUUGUAAAGGCAGAAAGAGAUGAGAUUUUUUUAAGUGUAAAUGCAGAGCGAGAGAAUAUGCGAUGUCUUAAAAGACUCAUCUGAGUGUGUGUGUGUGCGUGUGUGUGUAUAUAUAUAUAUACAUAUAUAUCAUUGAAGAAUGGCACGGCAGAGAUUUCUUUGACUUGAAUGGGAAGCGAUUCCUCCCAAAACUACGGUACUACUGUCCGUACGAUAGUGUUUUUGCAAAGACGUCCGAUGGUUUAAACAAAAACAGCACUACGUUUUCAUGUAUCUGCACUAAAUAAGGCUUUAUUCUGAAUGUACUGUACAUAUGAAAAAUGAAAUAUAAGACGUGGAGAGACCUGUAAGUUACUGUCGUGACCCUUCCCCCCUCCACCCCGUCAUUGUUACUUCCCUCAUGUUUUAGUGAUGACAGAAUGACGGACCAAUGUUUUACUGCUGUAGGAAGCUGGGCAAAUAAGACUGCAAGACACUUUAGUUACAGACACUUUUAUUGUUAUGUACUUUCAUGUUUUAAAAUUAGAAUUGUGAAGAAGAAAAAAAAAAAUUAUUGCUUUGUGUGCAGGUCCAUAUCAGGAGUGAGUGUCAUUUAUAUGUGUGUGUCCACGGGGCUCCUUACCGCCGCUUGUCUAUUUUCUGUCAUUACAAAGUGACCCCAGACAGUGUUGUAUUCAGGCUUUUAAAAAAAUUGCACAUGCCCAGUAAUCACAAGGCAAAUGUGUGUGUGUGUGUGUGUGUCAUGUGUCUGAUGCAGCCCUUUUCAUGUGAGAAUGUCAGGACAGUGGUUGAAGUGUGUAUUGCAAAGAUCUUUAUGAAUAAAGUAAGCUUGUCUAAAUGCA
This is a messenger RNA of Larimichthys crocea (large yellow croaker), 4575 nucleotides long. It is a transcript of the gene tax1bp1a, whose product is annotated as Tax1 (human T-cell leukemia virus type I) binding protein 1a. The record is from RefSeq and is a predicted model, not a curated record. Lineage: Eukaryota; Metazoa; Chordata; Actinopteri; Sciaenidae. The coding region runs from base 298 to 3165 and encodes 955 amino acids. The transcript has 18 exons.